Molecule: messenger RNA, 2019 nt
Organism: Cuscuta campestris
Lineage: Eukaryota; Viridiplantae; Streptophyta; Magnoliopsida; Solanales; Convolvulaceae
Source: the annotation of a GenBank genome assembly
UUCUACCCACCAAAUUAUUGCUAAUGUUAGGAGGGACCAACUUAUAAAUGUAGGAGGCUUUUGCUUCUUCUUCUUUUAAAACUUAUUAAAAUUUUCCCGGAGCAAUUAAAAAAUAUCUGUCAAAUUUCUCUUCAAUUCGGUCUAACAAUGGCCAAACACUCCCCAACGGCAUUUUGUGCUCUGAUUUGUCUUAUCCUUGCAACAGGUGCUUUGUCAUGCGAGCUAUUUCGUAGUCCUUUGACGUCGUUGCAGGCGGGAAGAACUAACUAUUCGUCACACCUUUACCUUUCUCUCUCUCUGCACGCAUACAGUGCUCUGUUGCGGGUCGGGAAUCCGCCAUGGACGACACCGGAGGAUCGCGAGAGCAGCCGUGUCCCAAGCUCCUAAUUGCGUACACUGAAAGCUCCGGCGGAGACACUAGCGGCGAUGAACAGAGGGAUGCGAGGACGACUCCGGCCGGGACCUCAGAGGAAGAAGAAGCUGAAGUGGGAGGUUCUGACUCGGAAGAAACCCUAGAUGUGGCCGGCUCUUCUUCCGUACAGUUGUAUAAUGGUACCGGCCAGCCGGAUUCCUUUGACAAUUCAUCUCCGCUAUUGCUCUCAGAAGUUCCUAUUCAGUAUAGCUUUCACCCACCUGGCUUAUUGAAGGAAAUUAAGGAAGCUUCAACUGUUCAGUCCAAGUUGGAACUAUCUCCGACUUCAGUCACGCAGUCUAUUUUGUCCAUCCCCAGCCCAACUCUGGGAGAGCAAAGAUUAUUAUGUCCACGAGAGAACAUGACUGACAAGUGCAUGCAGGAAGUAGAAGAUAACCAGAAGUCUUCCUGUCCUAAGUUGUUUUAUUCGGUGCCUGUCUUGAAAAUUCCACCUCCUGAUGGGUACAUGUACAAUUGGAGGAAAUAUGGUCAAAAGCAAGUGAAGAGUCCUCAUCAAGGUUCCCGGAGCUAUUACAGAUGCACAUAUUCGGAUUGCCAUGCAAAAAAGAUUGAGUACUCUGAUCACAUGCACCGUGUUACAGAGACAGUUUAUAGAAAUACUCACAAUCAUGAGCCGCCACAGAAAGUAAAUAUUCCAAGAGAAACUAAGCAUACACUCUCACCCUCGCUUCCUAGUCACGAUAGUAAAAUAGCUCAUUUGAAUAGUAGUUCUGAUGCGGCAGUGCUAUCAAUCCUAUCAUCAACCGGAAAGAAGCAUGUACAAGAACCAAAACCAAUAUCACAGCUUAGGGAGCACGAACCAACUAGAUUGAAUGACAAUCCUGCAACUAAUGUUAAAGGGGAGGAUGGUGAUGGACUAGCACAGAAUAAAAGAUUGAGGGAAAAAAAUUCACCAAAGUGCUCCGAGUUUCUUCCUAAUCCUGACAAGAAAGCAAAAAUGGUUGUUCAUGUGUCUCGUGAUGUGGGAAUCUCAAGUGAUGGAUAUAAGUGGCGCAAGUAUGGCCAGAAAAUGGUCAAGGGGAAUCCUCAUCCCAGGAACUACUACCGGUGCACAUCAGCUGGAUGUCCAGUUCGGAAGCACAUGGAGAGGGCAGUAGGCAACUCGAGUGUCGUCAUAAUAACCUACAAGGACGUGCACGAUCACGAAAUGCCCAUGCCCAAGAAACCGUAUGACCCACCUACUGCUCUCCCCUUAGUUCCCACCACCGCCCAGUGGCCAGUGGAAAAAGACAGCGCCGCGUUGACAGGUGAGAAAUCGGAGCAGGAAGGAGAGCCAAACGCGAACUCGGGUAAAAGUCUAUUGAGCAUUGGAUUUGAAAUAAAACCUUGUUGAGAUCCCUCUUUUUUGGGGAUGACUAUUUCAGCUGUAGAAAUGGCAUUGUGUUAGCUGUAUGUAUGCGUAUUGAUUGUUGGCCGUUUGGUCUGUACACCUUCCAUUUAAAUAAAAAUCAGUUGCAGGGGGGGACAAAGGGUAUGACUUUAUUUUAUUUGUCUUUUUGAUCUCUGUAAAUUGUUGGGGUGCAUCAAGUUUGUCAUUUUUAUCGAUCACCCUCAUUUAGGAUAGUGAAUAAGGACUUUGACUUUCU